AAAAUGAUGAUUGCCUAUAGGAGCUUAUUCGACUAAUCAUUUAAAAUGUGUUAUGUUGACUUAGUAGGAUAGAGGUUACAUCCAUGGAUGAAGGACAGAGUAGAGUAUACCUGCAAGAGUGGUUGACACUUUUAUGAGCCAACACAUUUUGUGGAAUAAGGGUUACAUUUAUUUUACUUCUCAUCACGUGGAAGUGUUGAAAUGCGUGUGAAAGUAGAUUCGGUUCCGCUUAUCUGUCGUUAAUAAUUACGGUAGUUCGUAAAUUGUUUUUCAUUUAAUGCGUUAGUUCGGAUGCUAUAAUCAGUUAUGGCGACAGUUAUGUGACUCAACUAAAUGAAACUUCAUCGGCUGCGUGUCCCCGUUGAACACCGCUGCCCGGAGACAACGGUUUAGCGCACCACAAACUGUCAUUGUACUACCAUCCUUGAAAGGAGAGAGAAGUGGAACUUAAUUUACUAAUAAGUGAAUAAACUCAAUUAUGACUUCGGUUUGGAAAAGAUUACAACGGGUUGGCAAGAAAGCUUCGAAAUUCCAGUUCGUUGCGUCCUAUCAAGAGCUUGUGUUGGAAUGCACCAAGAAAUGGCAACCAGAUAAAGUCAGGGUGGUAUGGACCAGAAGAAAUCGGCGUAUGUGUUCCAAGCUUCAUGGGUGGCAGCCAGGCAUCAAGAACCCCUACAGGGGAAUGGUGGUGUGGCCAGUACCUGAGAACAUCGAUAUCUCAGUCACACUCUUUAGGGAUCUCCAUUCUGAUGUGUUUGAAGACAAAGACUGGACAUUUGUCAUUGAGAGUGAGACUAAAGGUCAACGCAAGGUGUUGGCUUCAGUGGAUGUCAAUAUGAAGAAGUUUGCCAGUGCCACGCCCACACAGCAGGACCUAACACUGAAGAUGAAGCCGCUGUCCGUCAAGGUGGUAGAAGCUACGUUGAAGCUCUCAUUGUCCUGCGUGUUUCUCAGAGAGGGGAAAGCCACUGACGAGGACAUGCAGAGUCUGGCCAGCCUGAUGAGCGUCAAACCCACAGACAUCGGCAACCUUGACGACUUCAAUGAGAGCGACGAGGAGGAUGACAAGAGGUCCAGUGCUGGAGCAAGCGUAAGCAAAGCUGCCGCAGCCCCCUCACUUCCUGCUGGCCCAGGGUACCCUCCAGAAAAGAGGUCUACUCCUCUAAAGACUCCCACUAUCAUAGCCUUUGGAAAAGAUAGAGGGAAAGCUGGCACUGCUCCUGUCCUUCAUUCGAAGCCCCCUCUUCCUGUCCCUUCAACCCCUUCUCCUCAUCUUCCAAUCCGCUCUAGACAAUCAUACUCUGUGCCACCCUCUUCUGUGACCGCCAGACCGCCAUUGCCCUCAGUUCCAUCAUUGCCCUCAGUUCCAUCAUUGCCCUCAGUUCCAUCAUUGCCCUCAGUUCCAUCAUUGCCCUCAGUUCCAUCAUUGCCCUCAGUUCCAUCAUUGCCCUCAGUUCCCUCAGCGCCCUCAGUUCCAUCAUUGCCCUCAGUUCCCUCAGCACCCUCAGUUCCAUCAUUGCCCUCAGUUCCAUCAUUGCCCUCAGUUCCAUCAUUGCCCUCAGUUCCAUCAUUGCCCUCAGUUCCCUCAGCACCCUCAGUUCCCUCAGCGCCCUCAGUUCCCUCAGCGUCCUCAGUUCCCUCAGCGCCCUCAGUUCCCUCAGCGCCCUCAGCCACAGUGCCAUUAAGGUGUUUAGAAUCUCCAGUUUCCUCAGUGCCAGAUCUGAUCCACUAUCAACCUCCCUCAGUAUCAUCAGUGCCUUCACAGCCAGCCUUUGGGCACUACCAACCACCUGCACUGCCCAAAAUCUUCCGUCACAGCAGCAGUUCAGCCCCUGUGUCUUUUCUGAGUAGUCUCCCAGGGGCUCUGAGUGGCCCUGCAGUGGAAUUGAAGGCCUCCAGUCGGCCCCAGUUCAGACGAGCUGAGCCCCUGACCUCUGACCUCUCUCAACCCCCCUCCCUACCCUCUGACUCAAAGAGAGCUCGCCCCAAUGUCUUCAGACCUCAGAUUGUUUCAACCCAUCAGCGUCCCUCCUCCCCAUCUAUCUUUUCCUCUGCCAUAUCUCAAGACAAAAACCCUUUCCUAUCCCAGCCAGACCCAACCCUUCCCAAACCCCAGCUCCCCAACACCCCGCCAGUCUCUGUCCGGCAGAGGGAGUGGGGGAGACCCAGGCCCAUGUCAGGCCCCUCUGUCUCCUGCCCGUCUUGUUCUUAUCCUUGUCCCCCUGUCAGGGAUUCCAUGACCCCUGUCCCUCUGCUGACAACCCCGGACCUGGACGCUCUGUGUGACCCCCAUUCCCCUCCGCCCAUUCCCUUCCCAAAGUCCUCACCUCCUGUCAAAUGUCUUUUCUCUCACAAUCCCCCUUCUUCUCGCUCUAACCUCCGUCAAAAACCGUCUCUCAUCGUUGCCCCUCUCUCUGACCUUCCAUCCGAGCACGACCCUUCACUUCCUGCUACUGUUCCCGCCCUGGGUUCUCUUACUGUCAGUACCACCCAGUCAGAGAUGCAGAGAGAGUUGAACAGACUAACUGAGGAGGACCACUGCAGUCCUUUUACACUCGGAGCAAAACGGUCCGAGCAGACGGCCGUGUUUCUCUCAGGUGAUUCCCUCCCCCUGUCCCUGAACAGAGCGGGGGAGUCUCUCCUCCAUCCCAGGACCGCUGGCCCCAUCAGGAACACCAGCCAAACCGCCUCUGCAUCGCUCGAGAGAAACAGAGAGAUCCGACCAGAUCCGGAGAAAGUGGUUGGUUUGAAAGUUGCCAGCACCAUUAAAGGUUCUGGGCAUGAUAACGGCCCAGCGACUGGUGUCCCAGGCCCCACAUCCACAGAAGACUCUGAGCCAGCAGAGAUUAUUCCAGCACUUCCUCCUCCAUGGCCUUUCUCAAGUCCAGAGUUAGAAGUGCCAGAGAGCACUAGCCCUAAAAAACCUUCUAGAAACAUCAUAGCUGGAAAGAAGCCAGACUUAAAGCAGACUACCAGUGAGACAGAGUUGCCUUCUCAAACUGCCAAAACAGAGUACACCUCUCCCUCCAUCCUGGAGAAAAUGCCUUUCAGCGUAGACAAGCCACCAUUGGCUGUGCCUGAACUAGACUUUGAUGAUAUAAUUUUAGAGAUUCCCGAUCCAUCGGUCACUACUGGCAGCCUGUUUCUGGAGGAAAAUGCUGGUGAAGAAAUGCCAAAAGUGGAGACAAUAAAGAGGUCGCCAUACAGCAGCUUGAAGUUUGAAUUGGAACGUCUGGAUGGAGGUGUUGAACGGAAAGCUGAUAUAAAGUCAACCAGAGAGCCAUCUUCACACAUCCAAAUAGAGAACAGACCAGAACCGAUCACGUGUCAAGUCACAGCUGAGGAGCAUGCGAAAGGCCUUGAAAAGGAGAACAAGCAGGAGCAACAGAGCAGAGUCCCUGUUUUUCCAUGUUCAUAUGACCUCAACAGGUCAGAUGAAGACAAGGAAAUUCUGAAAAAUAUGUCUGCCCUCCAGGCAGGCCAACCCAGCGUUACAUCCACACCAGUUGGGACACCCAGUAUUUCUACCCAAGAGCUCCCUCCUCUGGAAGAGAAGCCAAUCAAAGCAAAGGGGCCAUCAUGGACUCAGGAGAAAAUAGACAAUGAAGGAGAUAAGAAACAGAUGGACCACCAACAACAGGAUGAGAAGGCAUCAUUGUCUCAAGCCGAUGGACACAAAUUGUCCCCCCUGAAAGUGACUGCUGACAAGAGUGAAGAACUGUCAAAUAGUUCUGAAAAGAAGACAGCAAAAGUGGAAACACAGACAGUAGCGUCUGACCGUGUGCAUAAAAAGAGUACUUCUGACCAUAUGUCAUCAAAAGCAGCCGCGUUGACCUCGUCAGGCAGUGUCAGUGUUGACAAAACCGUUGAAAUCGAUUUCCUAUCUGACAGCAGUACAUCGACUUCUAUUGAUAAAACCAUGAAUGCGGCCUCUGAGCGGCUAGAGACAGCCAAGAUGCCUGAACCCUCUCGAUGUGACGUCUUUGAGCAUAUGAUCCAAUCCAGCUGUACAUUAGAAACCAUAGCUGAGGAUGCACUGGAGCCUAUCGAACUGCCAGGGAUGUCAGUUAAACAGCCCCAGCCUGCUACAGAGGCCCUGGCACAGGCAGAGGUUCCGCUCUGGGAGGCCCUGGAGGAGAAGGCCUGGGACCAGAAACCAGAGCGGGACUCAGGGGUGGAGAGGGUCAGAGGUGAUGACCUUGGAGAGGAACAGGGGACAGUAGAUGAGGAUGUGUUAGUGCCAGACAUAGAAUCUGUGUGGACAGGCUCAGAGCAAGAUGUUGAGACAGAAGCGGCAGUUUCCAGAGAACGGAAAAUCACCUCGGAGAAAUCAGAGAGCCUCCCUAUGCAACCUAUUCCAGGGCUCUCAGCCCAGUGUUCUGAAUCUCUUGGAAAGGAGGCAGUUGUGAAAGAGAGAGAAGACACUGAACCAUCUCCUUCACUGUCUGCAUGUACUCUUGAUCUACCCACGGAGGUGGUCAGUAGCCCCACCGUGCAGGGCUCAUUACAGACAAACACACUUGUGUCGUUGGAAGGACCCAUUUCUCCAGCCGGGGGGUCAGACGUAGAGGAGGAAGAGCCCUGCGAGGUGAAGCCUCCUCCCAGUAGACCAGAGGCUGAGAGGCCUCUCUGGGCUGCUUUAGAGGUGAAAGCUAAAGUGAAGGAAACAGAGGAAGUAGGCUUGAGCAUUUUGGAGCCAGCCAAGAUUACCUUGCAGAGGGGCCCAUCUGGACAGGGGUCUGUAGCAGAGAUCCUGGUGACUGAUUACCUGGAUGACUGUCCCCUCCCAUCGUCCGCCAAGGGAAAUAGAGAAACAGACAUUUACUUUGACUGUGACAGUUCAGUAGCCUUUGACAGGCCAUCAGCUGAAGACGCUCCUGUUCAUCCUCCCCCUCCAAAGAAGACAUUUCAGCUGGGAAAGUGUUCUGUUGUCAUCCAUGAGAGUGAAGAAGGGGCCGGUCAGUCUUUUUCCUCCACGGUCUGCCCAGGGCAAGCAAACAAUGAUCUGCUGGAAGAGCCAGCUCUGACGAAAAGCUCUAUGGACACAUCAGAGAUGAUUACCACAGAAGUGUUGGAAGAAGAGCAGGUUUCGGGCAGGCAGGAGCACGUUCCUGUUGCUGUGCAGGAGGAGGGUUUUGAUGUUGAUGUCUUCAUGAGAGCGUUAGUAGGUGCCCUGUACAGAGGUUAUGAGACAGUGACUUCCAUACUUCAGCCAUCUGGCCAAGUGCCUACUGAUGAGGAGGAAGAAGAACCAGACUCAAGACCACUUUCUCCAUCUUUGUUUGAGAUUAUGCCACCUGAAGCAUUUUCUGAUGCAUUAGAGGAACUUCCAGUUGUGGAACAUAACUUAUCACUCACAGAGUCUUCCCUUAUCCAGUUAGCCCACAAGAAUGAUGCAAGGUUCUGCCGAACAGAAGAGCCUUGCAGGCCAAGCUUAGUGCAGAUGUUGCGUUUAGCUGCGGUGAAGCAAGAGAUGGACCCAACCUACAACAAUGAUCAACAGGCCAUACCACCCAAGGAGUUCACAGGACCACCAAAGACAGUCACAGAAACGACAAAGGAGAUUGCAGAACCAGUACAGGAGGUCACUGAACCAACAAAGAAAAUCACAAAAACAUCCAAUGUAGAUGUACUCCCGCUAGCAUUACCUCUUGUAAGAAAUGCAGAUGCAAAAAGUUAUGUAGACGAUUUCCCACCACUCAGAGAAGCAGAAAUGGAUGAAAUAGCUUACGAAGACCGGUCGGAAGACAACAACGAUGAAGCCACUGCUACUGUUAAUUACCCUAAGAAGAUCAAGGAAAAGACCAAGACAGUGUUCAUGCCUGACAGUGAUUCAGAUGAGUUGGAGUUUGAGAUGGGGCAAGAGGAUAUAGGCACAGUGUGGCUAGCAGAGUUGUAUAUGGAUGACGGUCCAGAGGUGUUAUCUUCACCACCUCCCACACAUGAAGACAACCUCUCUAGUAGUGUGUUCACACAGCAGGCCAUAUCAGCGGGGCCGCCUGUAGGAGGACUUGUUACUGGAACCAUUGAGUUGGAGCCACUUCCCCGUCGUUGGAGCAAAAACCGAGAAAGCUCUCCGCCAGUGCCUCUUCAGGAAGUUGGUCCAGAGAGGCUUAGUCAUGCCACUAGUCAUGUUCCACCCCAGCAAAACAAAGAGAAAACUGCUCCACCGCCAGAUGCAACAGAUAAUGAGGCACAAGAGAGCAGACAGUGUAGCUUAAUGAAGGAGAACGUUGACAAUGAUGAUGAAGGAGAAGGCAUUCCAAAAGCAGUAAUCCUCGCAAUGGAAACAAGUUCCUCAGAUAGCAUUCUGGUGACAGCCAGAGAAAGCCAAGCCAAUGAAGAACAAUGUGUAAUAAAGGAUGGUGUUAAUGACAAAGAAGUACCAGAGAAAGAUGUUUCUGUCAGCUCAGUGGUCCCCUGGCCUUUACCUCCCUCUCAGCCUGGAACACCUACAGCAUGUCCCAAAGUCCCUCAUGUUAGCCCAACGGAACCAGCCAACGAGGACCUAAGCUUCAUAGCGGAAGAAAAAUUGCUUUUGGCUAAGAUCAGUCAGAUGGUUGUAGAAGAGGUCUCAGAUGAACCUGUGCCCAUGCCUGCCCCUCGUGUCAGGAAGCUCCUAAUCCCCUUCCUCAGUAAGGAUGAACCUUCUCUGAACUUAGAAGGUCUACCAUCCUUGGAUGCCAGUGAGGAACAAGAGACUCCAGUGAUCCAUCAGAAAGUCGGUCUAGAUGUGCCUAAGCCAGACCUCCAAGAUCUAGGCCUGCAGGAAAUCAUUUGUAUGCCCUCUACCAUGGCCACUGUCUCCUCAAAUAGUUGCCCAUCUAAUACUUUAACUGAAAGUGUGAUAUCAUUAGACUCAGCUUUGAAAUUGACAGGCCGGUCAAAGGAUAAGAUGGAGGUUAAGGACAGUGUGCGGGUGACUGAUGGGAUACCCGUUGACACAAGACUUGAAGCAGACAAUGUUCCACUUUCCACUCUUUCCUGUGUUUCUGCCCAAGAGGCGGGUUUAUUAUUGACGGAGACAGGGGAGACAGUCCCCAAAGAGAAGGUGCCUGAAACAGGUGUUAAGGAAGAGGAGGGUCUUGAGGUAGAAAAGGAGGCUACUUUUUGCACUGUAGAUGCCUCAGUGGAUAAGGCAGCUGAUGACUCUGAGACAACAGAGGGGGAAAAGAGGUCCAGCAGCAUUGCUGUCCCAACGCUUGAAGAUACCACAACACAAGGGACCAUCGAGCCUCCAGCCACUGGCCCAGAGAGUGAAGAGUCACAGUCCAAUGGACAGGCCCCAGCAGAUAAGGAGAUUCUCUCAGGUCAACCAUCAGAUACAAUUCCGCUUCCCAGACGCGGCAAGAAGAAAGCCCCUCCCUGUCCUGUGGUCCUUCAGGAAAUUGCCCUAGAGACGCCCACUACCAUAGAGAACAAGGAUGAAGCCAAUCAGAAGUCUGAUUUAGUCAGUAGCCAGGAGAUGGCCGUCCCUCUUCCCAGUCCCGGUCUGGUGACCUCUAGCCAGUCUUUGCUGGAGUGGUGCCAAGAGGUAACAAAGGGUUAUACAGGAGUGAAGGUCACCAAUUUCAACACCUCCUGGCGUAAUGGCUUGGCUUUCUGUGCCAUCCUGCACCACUUUUAUCCUGACAAGAUAGAUUUUAAGACCCUGGAACCCAACGAUAUCAAGUUAAACAACAAGAAGGCCUUCGAUGGCUUCGCGGCACUGGGCAUCUCUCGCCUGAUAGAGCCCUCGGACAUGGUGCUGCUCUCGGUGCCAGACCGCCUGAUCGUCAUGACCUACCUGUGUCAGAUCCGCACCCACUUCACAGGCCAGGAGCUGAGCGUGCUGCAGAUCGAGCACAACAGCAGCCAGUCCAGCUACGCCGUGGCGGAGCGCAGUGAGGAGUCCGACGUGGACGCUGCCACUCGCUUCUGCGCCCGCAAGCUGCAAGAAGGAGGCGUCUCCCUGGAGGAGGGCGUCACGGAACAGGCCCCGAAGCCCAACGGGGGCCUGGUACCACCACCCCGGACUAAAAGGUGGUCGAGGGGGGAGGAGAAGGGGAGCGGAGCUGGGGGUGCGGACACGCCCGUGCCUCCGCCCAGGUCCCACGGCUCCUCUGUCAAAUCUGGAUUUGGUCACGUGAGAGACGCCGACCUGGUGAAGAAAAGGCGCUUGCGGAUGAAAAGUGAGUCCAUGGACGAAGGGGACGGGCCAGAGCAACACAGCAGCCCACCCAAGAGCACAGAGUCUCAUGAAGCUGUUUCCGAAAGAGGUUUGAGAAACGGCUCCUCAGAAUCAGAGUUAACGAGUCCAGCACCAGCGCAGGAGUCCAGUGUCCCAGGCAAAGAGGAAGAAACUUUGCAUCUGCAGGACACCAAUCAGUAUGUGUUGAGUGAGCUUCAAGCCCUGGAGACAGAACAGAAGCACAUUGACAGCCGAGCAGGAAUCGUGGAAAGGAGACUCAGAAGGCUGAUGGAAACAGGUAGCGACCGUGACGAGGAAGAGAAGCUGAUCCAGGAGUGGUUCACUCUGGUCAACAAGAAGAACGCCCUGAUAAGGAGACAGGACCAUCUGGAACUCCUGCAGGAGGAGCAGGACUUGGAGAAGCGAUUUGAGCUGCUGAACAGAGAACUCAGAGCCAUGAUGGCCAAUGAAGAGUGGCAGAAGACAAAGGCCCAGCAGCACCGGGAGGAGCUUCUGUUGCAGGAACUGGUCUCUCUGGUCAACCAGCGGGAUGAGUUGGUCCGAGACAUGGACGCCAAGGAGAGAGGAGCCAUUGAGGAGGACGAGCGCCUGGAGCGGGGGCUGGAGCUGAGACGCAGAAAGUUCAGCAAUAAGGACAAGUGUGCGCUGCAGUGAGAUGCAGGAUGACAGCGACAACUAGGGCGGGGCCCUAAAUAACCGUCCAUCCAAAACAGUCCUCCACAGUCUGUGCUUCAUGCCAAGCUCUCAUUGACUCAGCAUCCUGCCCUAUGAAACACUCCAUAGGUGAACCAUGCGCCUCAGCAAUCAAUACAAUCAUCAUUAUAAAGUUCUCUGGAAUGUGCUUAAUUUGGACUGGGGACGGAUCUUUAAUGACCAGAGACAUCCUCUGGGAGGAUGGUGUGCAGCAGUGCAGGGGAGAUCUCCUGUCCAUGGAAAAGUUUGAUUGAGAGACAUUACAUCUGUGCCUUUGGUCUGUCAUUCAAAUGAAAUCCCACUGGACCAGCAUUAGACCCUCGUCAUGAUCAGGUUCAAAUGGAAAGUUUGCCAUUGUAUCCUCAUACAUCUGUAAACAGCUCACUGAUCUUUUCUGGUCCAAUUACAUACAAUAACAAACUAAAUGUGCUUGCCAUAAAGCUUAACCUGGUGGUUUCAUGCUAAAUAAAGAAGGUAUCUUGUAUACAGGAAGUUUAAGACAAUUCUGUAGUUUGCUUUGGACCCAGAUGUUUGAUAAGACUCAAGUAUAAGAGUAUCACAACAUGCUGGCCUUUGUUUCUGUUCAUAUCAAUCUUUAUUUUAUUCAUGGAAUGGACCUUUGCAUAACAAACGUGGGUUAUGUAUGUCAUAUGUCGUGUGGCAUGAACCAUCAAUCAGUCCAUCCAGAAAUUUAAGAGAGAGGGGAUGAAACAUGAAACUUUGGUUGUAGAAUGAAACUAUAAGUUCUACUUUGAAUACAUACUCCACAUUAAAUCCUGUAAAUAUUAGUACACUGUAUGUACCUCUAUUGUUACCUUGGCACUGGAGUUCUUCGAAUGUUUAAUUUUGUUAUGAACCAGUGGUUAUGAUAAUUAAUACAUUUCAGGUUUAGAAAAUACAUAAGUUUGUUUGAAUAUGUUUCUUCCUAUCUGUUUUCAUAUCUUUUGUGGUCCUUGUUCAGUUUUUGAGAGAUGUCAUUGUGUUCUGUGAAUAAGGGUUUCUAACUGAAUAUCUAUGUUAUCAUGAUCUUGCACUAUUAUUUAUUACAUUUGUGCACAAUUAAUAAAUAAGCAUGCCUUGGUGUUUCAGAAA
Messenger RNA from Esox lucius (northern pike), 9976 nucleotides. It is a transcript of the gene ehbp1l1b, whose product is annotated as EH domain binding protein 1-like 1b. Bases 479 to 8845 code for a protein of 2788 amino acids. Gene Ontology annotation, molecular function: protein binding. The transcript is spliced from 31 exons. Lineage: Eukaryota; Metazoa; Chordata; Actinopteri; Esociformes; Esocidae. The record is from RefSeq and is a predicted model, not a curated record.